AUGGCUGAAGAUGGAUCACCCAAAAUUUAUCUCCCUCCUGCAAGAGAGAAUAGUAAAACACCAAUGGAAGCAACCAUUUUAUUUGGGGCUGACACCACCAUUCCUAGAUCAGAAACAACUGUUACUUCGGAAGGAGACCACAUUACUUCAGUAAAUGACUAUACACUAGACAGUGAUUUCUCAACUACAGCCAUCAAGCUUACACCUACAAAGGAAAGACUCAAAUUAGAAGAUGAAAUUGAGACGAAUAUUAAAUCAACAACUUUCAGGAAAGAAAUUACCACUCCAACUGAAACUACAAACUCCACAGCAGAGGAGGCUAUUACUGAAAUUUUCAUUCCAGUGAAAAUUGGAAAUAUCUCAUCCCAAGUUGGUACUGUUUCUUUAAUCGAUUUUUGCAGUAACAUGACAAAAGAAGACAUCCUCUUAGCUACCAUCGACACAGAGGAGCAAGAGAUCUCACCUGCUGCUGAGCUCACUGACACACUAGAGGACAGCACUGUCAAUGUAGAGGAUGCCUUUGAACUUCCAAUUGAAAACACAGAUGAAAACACAGAAACUGACGCUAGUUCCUCAACCAAUUCCAAGGUUCCUGAUGAUGGGGCUGUCCAGGUCAUGGACUCCUUUGUUCCUGAGGCUGAGAUCUCUCCCUCUACUGAAGACAGUACCACCAUUUCAGAUACAACCAUUCCUGCAGAAGAGAAUGUAACUGAAAUUGACCUAAUUGUUUCAGAGGAUACCCCCAAUGCUGUGACUAAAUUAACUGACUCUGAUGAGGAAAAGUUUAUCACUGGUUUUGAACUCACUAACUCUGCUGAAAAAGUCAAAGGUAACGCAGAAGAUACUUUAACUGAUGAAGAAUCUACUGAUGGGGUUAAUGCUUGGAUGGUGAAAGACAUUACGAAUGAAGUAGAGACUCAUUCUGUUUUGCUUACUGCUGUUGAAUCCAGGUAUGACUUCAUUGUCCCUGCCUCAGAAGCUAAGAACACCAUGGAAGAAUCAGCCGCUAACACAACAGAAGAUGUGUCUGAAAAUAACACAACAGAAUCUGUAACUGAGGUCACAGAGGCAUUUACUGAAGCGACCUCUAUAUUAGAUAACGCCAAACACAUGGAGAACUCCCCUACCACUGACAUGGGCAUCUUUAAACUGCUGAAAGAAGAUCCCGAUGAGCUCAUGAUGUAA
Molecule: messenger RNA, 1185 nt
Organism: Nannospalax galili (Upper Galilee mountains blind mole rat)
Lineage: Eukaryota; Metazoa; Chordata; Mammalia; Rodentia; Spalacidae
Gene: Cabs1
Product: calcium binding protein, spermatid associated 1
Biological process (GO): spermatogenesis
Cellular component (GO): mitochondrial inner membrane; motile cilium
Molecular function (GO): calcium ion binding
Source: RefSeq, a predicted model, not a curated record